AUGCCAAACACUGAGAAUGGCAAAUCCAAAGACCAUAUCAAUGGCUUCCUGUCCAUGGCUGAUUUUGAAGGAUCCUACCAUGUGAUUGUGGUCGGUAGUGCUGCGAUAGGCGCAAAGCAGACAGCGCCACAGUCACGGGUCUUGAUCAUUCAGUCCAAGGCAUGUCUCGGUGGCGCACCUACUCACCGCGGAGUCCUCUCAUGCUGCGGACCUUACAGCGUGGGACCACCUGACCGACCCUCGAAGGGUGGCAGGGCAAAUCUGGACGGAACUCCACGCAAGGCUGGAGUUGUCGCAUAUAUUCAGGCGAAACAGAAAUUCUACAUCCUCGAACUCGAAGCUAACUUUGGUUCCAGCAUGUCGAAUAGCGAGGAGCUUAAGCAUGUCCUGGAUGACAUGAUCGCCUCAUAUGAUAUUGAAGUUUUACCACAUUGCGCCGUGGUUGUUGGUGAGAGGACCGAUGGCAGGCUUGUCACGGUCGAGGUUCAAGAGCGAAGGGGGAGGCGAACAAUCUCUGGUAAAGCAUUCGUGGACUGCUCAGGUGACAGAGAUCUCGCCGGCCACGCCGGUGCGUCGACAAGGUACGGCAAGGCAAUCACGGCCAUGUCAACAUGGGUUCGUUGGCAACCCAAUUCGGCGGCCUCCAAAACGCCAACCCCAACUGGUGCUGGGCUGGUAGUGUCGGAUGGGACUAUAAAGCACCUUGAUGAGUCCACAACAUUGGAAGACAGUACCAAUUUCCACUAUUUAAAGCCCAUUCUGUUCAUCCAACAACACGUCCUGACGUAUCUCUUUCCGCGGAGUGAUGCGGGCCUGAGGGAAGUGGCGAUCCCUGUGAAAGUUUGGCAAGAGUUUCUGCAACUAGCUAGCCAACCUAGUAACAAGGAGGUACAGAUCUGA
Messenger RNA from Fonsecaea pedrosoi CBS 271.37, 900 nucleotides. RefSeq lists its product as uncharacterized. The coding region runs from base 1 to 900 and encodes 299 amino acids. The record is from RefSeq and is a predicted model, not a curated record. Lineage: Eukaryota; Fungi; Ascomycota; Eurotiomycetes; Chaetothyriales; Herpotrichiellaceae. The transcript is spliced from 3 exons.